AUGCCGUUCCAGCCCCCAAAGCUUGAGAAGUGCGUUCGUUGCGGUAAGACGGUGUACGCUGUGGAGCGAGUUGAGGCUGGCGGUCAGAUCUGGCACAAGGGCUGCUUCCGCUGCGGCCAGUGUGAUGUAGUCCUUAACUAUAAGCAAGCUGAUCAGCAACUCUACUGUGGCAAACACUAUCAGGAGAUGGUUUUGGCGAAGAAUACACAGACACCUGCCAUGUGA
This is a messenger RNA of Hydatigera taeniaeformis, 225 nucleotides long. NCBI's taxonomy places the organism in Eukaryota, Metazoa, Platyhelminthes, Cestoda, Cyclophyllidea, Taeniidae. The record is from the annotation of a GenBank genome assembly.